Molecule: messenger RNA, 1028 nt
Organism: Pseudovirgaria hyperparasitica
Lineage: Eukaryota; Fungi; Ascomycota; Dothideomycetes; Acrospermales; Acrospermaceae
Exons: 1
Coding region: 90-848 (252 amino acids)
Source: RefSeq, a predicted model, not a curated record
GAUCACCGUUUGACAUUUCACUGACUGAACUUUCCUUUACUCAUAUUCCACUUUACACUCAGAAUACCCGUUUUUCUACUUAGGUUACCAUGGCGGACGUCAGAUCUAUGCUCAGGCAAGAACGGGCAGCAAGAGAGCAGAGCAAAACGAAAAGACGAGCUCCUGUGCCACCGACGAUUGCAUCCACGAGCAAGAAGCGUAAAGCGAGCGAUGAUGACGAAGUUGCCCAAACACGCAAAAAGAACAAGGCCAAGCAGGACAAGAGUCUUCCGUCUGGUUACUUCGAGGCUGAGUCGGCAGUGGAAGAAAAACCUGUGGUCGAAACACCAGCACCCGUUCAGGCAGAACAACCCAAAGCAUCUGCAACCAUAACCGCGGCUGUUCCUCCGAUCGCACAUAUAAAAGAUAGCGAUGUAGAUGAGGAUGAAUGGGCAGCAUUUCAGCGAGAGGUUGCCAUGCCACCCUCGGAAGAAACAAAUCGUGCGGCGAUCCUGGCACUAAACACGAAUGCUGUCAUAGCAGCUGCACCGUUGACCGCUGCAGACCUAGCUGCACAAGCACGAGAAGAGCAGAGCGCGCAAAGAGGAAGACGCGACGCAGAGCUCGAGGAAGAAAAAGAGGAAGCCGCGCGUCAUCUGGAGGAAGAAUUUGACGAAAUGGAAGAACUGGAGGAAAGAGUGAGGAAGCUCAGAGAAAAACGCGAGGCGCUUCGAAGGGGACGGGAGGCCAGUCAGAAGGCUCCCAUAACGUCGGAGGCGGUCACUACCCCGAAGCCUGAUGAACCUGAAGGUUCGAGCGAUGAGGGUUCAGACGAGGACUGGGACGACUGGCGAUUCAAACCUGCAUGAGAGCUUCUGCUGUCUUCAAAAGGUUUGGUCGGAGGUGGACGAGAACGUACGCCCUCAGUAUACCUUCCUAAUCCAGCCGACCACAAACUGGCUACCAAUGCGUCGACUUGCGCUUAGAAGAAAGGCGGCACAGGUUUUGUAUAUACCGACCCGUCUAGUGUCUCUCAGAAGACUUCAUAU